AUGGCAGCAGGAAGAACGUUUCAAAGAGCACUUGAGGCUGCUCGUGAUGAUGGCCCGCCUCCCGCUGUUGAUAAGGACAUGGAAGCGUAUGCUGCAAGGAAAAUAAAAAAGGUUACGGCGGAAGACAUUGGCAGGGCAGGCGGGGUGUACGUACCGCCGUUCAAGUUGGCGAGGCUGCAGCAGAAAACGGACGAUACCAAGAGUACAGCUUACCAGCGUCAAAUGUGGGAAGCGCUCAGAAAAAGUAUUAAUGGGCUCGUCAACAAAGUGAAUAUUUCAAAUAUCACGCAACUCGUUCAGGAGCUUUUCCGAGAAAAUCUCGUGCGUGGGCGGGGCCUCUUCUGCCGUGCCAUUAUUCGAGCGCAACUCGCAAGCCCAGGAUUUACGGCGGUGUAUGCGGCGCUGCUCUGCAUUGUCAACAGCAAACUGCCGGAUAUUGGCGAGCUCGUCAUCAAGCGUGUCAUUCUGCAGUUCCGGCGCGCAUACAGACGAAACGACAAAAUCGUGUGUAUGGCGUGCGUGGAAUUUUUCGCUCAUCUGGUCAAUCAACGCGUCGCCCACGAACUGCUAGCGUUGCAGCUUUGCGAGCUGCUUCUACAGGAACCAACCAACGAUUCAGUCGAAGUCUGCAUUGGCUUUCUGAAGGCUGUUGGUCAGGUGCUCGAGGACGUGUGCAAGCCAGGAUUUGAUGCGGCUUUUGAGCGCCUUCGAGCUAUCCUCCAACAAGGCGAAACUGACAAGAAAACGCAGUACUCCAUCGAGGCACUCUGGGAUAUCCGGAGAAAUGGAUUCAAAGAUUUUCCAGGCGUUGUAGAUGAUUUAGAUCUGGUUGAAGCAGAGGACAAGAUUACGCAUGAAGUUGACUUGCUUGAUACCUCUAUCAAGGGAGAGGAGAUGCUCAAUAUUUUCAAGGCACAGGAACCGGAUGAAUAUGAGGCAAAUGAGAAGAAAUGGAGUGCUCUUUCGAAGGAAAUUCUUGGCGAAGUCUCAACAGGCUCUGAAGCAUCCUCGGAGGAUUCUGAGGAGGAGGCGUCAAGUGAAGAGGAGGAGGAGGAGAAGGAGAAGCAGAUUCAAAUUAAGGAUAUGACAGAUCAAGACAUUGUAAAUUUGCGCAAGACGAUCUAUUUGUGCAUCAUGUCGUCGCUCAAUGCCGAAGAGUGUGUUCAUAAGAUUUUAAAGAUGAACAUCCAGGAGGAUUUAGAGAUGGAGGUGGCAGUGAUGCUCAUCGACUGCUGUGCUAUGGAGAGGACUUUCCAGAGAUUUUUUGCGUUGCAAGCUGAGCGACUGGCCAAAUUAAAAGCAGCGUACUGCGAGUGCUUUCAGGAAGCGUUCAAACGGCAAUACGCGCUGGCUCACCGCCUCGAAACAGCCAAACUUCGAAAUACUGCAAAGUUCUUUGCGCACUUACUGACCUCAGACGCAGUACCCUGGAGUGUGCUGGAAGUAUUCGAGCUGACGGAGGAGGCAACCACAUCGUCUGGCCGUAUCUUCUUGAAGGUUUUGCUGCAAGAUAUGAGCGAGACUCUUGGCAUCCGAACGCUAAACGAUCGCCUGAUGCACCCAGAUAUGAAAGCAUACAUCAAGGGCCUCUUCCCUCAGGAUCAUCCACGCAAUGUGCGCUUCUGCAUCAACUUCUUUACGGCUAUUGGGUUGGGUGGGCUCACCGAUCACCAGCGUCAGCUGCUUGCAGAAAUGCAGCACCAGGCGCACUUGCAGCAGCAGCAACAACAGCUGGCGAACUCUUCCUCGUCCUCCUCCUCAUCGUCCAGCAGCUCUAGCAGUUCUAGCAGUUCUAGCAGCGAUACAGACUCUAGCGGGAGCAGCUCAGACAGCGACUGA
Molecule: messenger RNA, 1839 nt
Organism: Cyclospora cayetanensis
Lineage: Eukaryota; Apicomplexa; Conoidasida; Eucoccidiorida; Eimeriidae
Product: pre-mRNA-splicing factor CWC22 homolog
Exons: 14
Coding region: 1-1839 (612 amino acids)
Biological process (GO): mRNA splicing, via spliceosome
Cellular component (GO): catalytic step 2 spliceosome
Molecular function (GO): protein binding; RNA binding
Source: RefSeq, a predicted model, not a curated record